AUAUGAUCAACCAAGAAAAAAUAAUAAUAAUGAUAAUAAUUAUACUUUGAUGCAAGCUUUCUCCAGGCAAGCUAAGUGAUGUGAGAAAACCACAAGAAAGGGUUUGACCAGAGAGAGAGAUUGAUCUGUUUGUUGGAGUGUUGAGAUUAGCAAAGUGGUUGUGAGGAGGGAGCAUUAAGAAAGAAUUUAAUACAAGUAAGGUGAGAAUUGAAGAAAUGGAAGGAGAGUUGAAGGAGGAAAGCUUGCCACCAGGUUUCAGGUUUCAUCCCACAGAUGAAGAGCUUAUAACUUUUUAUCUUGUGAACAAGAUCUCAGAUGCUGGAUUCACUGCUAGGGCUAUUGGAGAUGUUGAUCUAAACAAGUGUGAGCCAUGGGAUCUUCCAGGGAAAGCUAAGAUGGGAGAAAAGGAAUGGUAUUUCUUCAGCCUCCGGGACCGGAAAUAUCCAACAGGAGUGAGAACUAAUCGGGCAACGAACACCGGAUAUUGGAAAACAACCGGCAAAGACAAAGAGAUCUUCAACAGCUCAACCUCGGAGUUGGUUGGCAUGAAAAAAACGUUGGUGUUUUACCGAGGAAGAGCUCCUAGAGGAGAGAAGACCAACUGGGUCAUGCAUGAAUAUCGGAUCCACUCUAAAUCCUCUUAUAGAACAAACAAGCAAGAUGAGUGGGUGGUCUGCCGUGUUUUCCAGAAGAGCGCCGGAGCUAAGAAGUAUCCGUCCAACCACUCCAGGGCGGUGAAUCCGUACACGCUGGAGAUCGGGCCUAGUAUGAUGUCGUCGCAGAUGAUCCCGCCGGACCACGGCUUCCACUUCGCCAUGGGACCGCCGCCUGGAAGAAACGCCGCCGCCGCCGCCUACAUAACCCCUGCGGAAAUGCAGGAGUUCAAUAGGGUUUUCAGAGGGGCCGGCGGCGGCGCAACCUCCGCCGCCAUCAACUUCCCCAUCCACCAACCCCAUCAGAUGAACUACCCAAUGGGACCCACCGGAGCCGGCGGAACAGGCUGCUUCACUAUCUCCGGUCUGAACCUAAACCUGGGCGGCGGCAGUGGCGGCGGCUCGGCCUCGUCUCAGGCCGUUCUCCGACCAAUGCCGCCGCCGCCGACGGCGAUGACUCAGCCGGAUGUGCUGAUCACAAGUGAAGCCGCCGGGUACGUGGCGGCUGACAUGGGCAAUCCGGCAAAUAGAUAUAUGGGCAUGGAUCAAUGUGCUGAUUUGGAUAACUAUUGGCCGACAUAUUGAUCGAUCAUAUGAUCAUCAAGGAAACAGAUGAGUAUAAAAACAUAAGACAAAUCAAAAACUCUGCAAGUGUAUUAUUCAAAUUAAUGUAGGACAGUAAGAACAUAUAUAUAUAUAUAGUAUUAGGCUACUACUGCUACUGGAUAGUGUUUUCAGUUCGUUGUACGUGCAGUGUUAAACAAUCAAGUUGUUAGGAUUAUAUAUGGCUUUAAUUUGUGGGAGAUGCAUGACUUAAUAAGUAUACAAAGAGUAGCUUAAAUUUGCUUGUUUAUUGCCAUCAA
Messenger RNA from Ipomoea nil (Japanese morning glory), 1516 nucleotides. Its product is annotated as NAC domain-containing protein 92. The record is from RefSeq and is a predicted model, not a curated record. Gene Ontology annotation, biological process: regulation of DNA-templated transcription. Lineage: Eukaryota; Viridiplantae; Streptophyta; Magnoliopsida; Solanales; Convolvulaceae. The transcript has 4 exons. Gene Ontology annotation, molecular function: DNA binding. The coding region runs from base 216 to 1238 and encodes 340 amino acids.